Neolamprologus brichardi is the source of this 745-nucleotide messenger RNA. The record is from RefSeq and is a predicted model, not a curated record. NCBI's taxonomy places the organism in Eukaryota, Metazoa, Chordata, Actinopteri, Cichliformes, Cichlidae.
ACUGGAGUAUUCUGCUGAGCAGGAGGAACUUGCAGUCCCUCAGCAGGCGACUGAAGGAGACGUGCAGGAUGUGCGGCAUAUCUGCUGCUGACACUCCCAGCAUCCUUAGCGCCUGCUUAGUUGCCAUGGAGCCUCAAGGUUCCUUUGUGAUUAUGCCAGACUCAGUGUCGACAGGCUCCGUGUUUGGUCGAAGCACCACCCUUAACAUGCAAACAUCGCAGCUGAGCACCCCUCAGGAUACAUCCUGCACACACAUACUGGUAUUCCCCACGUCAGCCAUGGUGCAGGUCAACACUAACACUUCAGAGCCCAUCGACAUCGACACCUUUAACCCAAUAAAUCCCGAUGGAUCAGAGGGAAUGAACAUCUUUGAUUUGUUUGAACAAGACAUGGAUCCAGACUUCAUCAACAUCCUGCCCAACUCCCCCACAACCUCCCCUGUUCACUCCCCGGGCCCCCAAGGGGGAGAUGGAAGCAAGGGUCAGAGUACAGAUCGGAUGGAGUCUCACGAAGAAGCGCUCAACAUCUUGCAGCAGCCGAUGGCUUUGGGUUACUUUGUCUCCACAGCGAAGGCCGGACCGCUGCCCGACUGGUUCUGGUCAGCCUGCCCCCAAGCCAAGAACCAGUGCCCACUCUUUCUCAAGGCCUCUCUUCACCUGCACGUGUCUUCUGUCCAAUCAGAUGAGCUUCUGCACAGUAAACACUCCCACCCCCUGGACUCUAACCACACCUCUGAUGUGCUCAG